CUCGCUGUGUCCCUGAUGAACGUGGGUCUGUGCUCCCCUUACCUCCUAACCAGCUGUGCCGGCUCUCACGGCAGGUACCUGGCAAAGCUGUCUUCAGUGGGAAGCAUCUCCGAGGAGGAGACCUGCGAGAAGCUGAAGGGCUUGAUCCAGCGCCAGGUGCAGAUGUGCAAACGGAACCUGGAGGUGAUGGACUCGGUGCGACGCGGGGCCCAGCUGGCCAUCGAGGAGUGCCAGUACCAGUUCCGCAACCGCCGCUGGAACUGCUCCACGCUGGACACCCUGCCUGUCUUUGGCAAGGUGGUAACACAAGGGACGAGGGAGGCAGCGUUUGUCUACGCCAUCUCUUCGGCAGGGGUGGCCUUCGCCGUGACCCGAGCGUGCAGCAGCGGCGAGCUGGACAAGUGUGGAUGCGACCGCACGGUGCAGGGCGGCAGCCCACAGGGCUUCCAAUGGUCCGGCUGCUCCGAUAACAUCGCCUACGGUGUGGCCUUCUCGCAGUCCUUUGUCGAUGUCCGGGAGAGGAGCAAAGGGGCAUCUUCCAACAGAGCACUGAUGAACCUCCACAACAACGAGGCGGGGCGGAAGGCGAUCCUGAACAACAUGCGGGUGGAGUGCAAGUGUCACGGCGUGUCAGGCUCGUGCGAGUUCAAGACGUGCUGGAAAGCCAUGCCUCCCUUCCGCAAAGUGGGCAACGUGCUGAAGGAGAAAUUCGACGGUGCCACCGAGGUCGAGCAGAGCGAGAUCGGCUCCACCAAAGUGCUGGUGCCGAAAAACUCCCAGUUCAAACCGCACACGGACGAGGAUCUCGUCUACCUGGACUCCAGUCCUGACUUCUGUGACCACGACCUCAAGAACGGGGUGCUGGGCACCAGCGGCCGGCAGUGCAACAAGACCUCCAAGGCCAUCGAUGGCUGCGAGCUCAUGUGCUGCGGUCGGGGCUUCCAUACGGACGAAGUGGAGGUGGUGGAAAGGUGCAGCUGCAAAUUCCACUGGUGCUGCUCUGUCAAGUGCAAACCCUGCCAUCGGGUGGUGGAAAUCCACACGUGCCGGUGAUGCACGGAGGGGAGCAGCCAUCCCUUCCCCUCUCUAACUGAUCCUGCUUCUCUCUUGCCCUGUGGCCAGGACUGAGGAAGUGACCCAGACGCUGCAGGGAGAGCACAGCUCUAUACAGAGACAGAGCCCCGGAGGAAAACAGAUUUUAAAAGAAAGGAGCAAAAAAAUAAUAAUAAUAAUU
Molecule: messenger RNA, 1234 nt
Organism: Meleagris gallopavo (turkey)
Lineage: Eukaryota; Metazoa; Chordata; Aves; Galliformes; Phasianidae
Source: RefSeq, a predicted model, not a curated record